Engraulis encrasicolus (European anchovy) is the source of this 7902-nucleotide messenger RNA. It is a transcript of the gene sdk1a, whose product is annotated as sidekick cell adhesion molecule 1a. Lineage: Eukaryota; Metazoa; Chordata; Actinopteri; Clupeiformes; Engraulidae. The record is from RefSeq and is a predicted model, not a curated record. The coding region runs from base 1059 to 7895 and encodes 2278 amino acids. Gene Ontology annotation, molecular function: protein binding. Gene Ontology annotation, biological process: cell-cell adhesion. The transcript has 45 exons.
CAAGCUACGCGAGUGUCUUCCCUACCACACCAUCAACACCUGCCCGCGGCUUCGUGUCAUGUCAAAAUCACUUCAGCCGGUGCGUCUGUUCUGGAGGUACCGCUGGCUAUCUUUGCUGUUGUGAGUUUAAGGGGAAAUGUAACCUAAUGGGUUGUCCUAUUGCAUUGUGUAGAUAGACUCAGUCUAAUCAGUCUAAAUAGUUCCAAGUUUUUUUUGUUGCGGCGAAUGCGUCAGUUUCACUGUAUAAGACGCCAUUGGUUUAAGUCUAAGGGAUUUAUCGACAUCCCAUAACUCCAAGCCCGUGUGUCAGCGACAGGUUUACACUGACACAUUUAGGUAGUGGCGUAAUAAGUUAGCCUUUUACCUUAUAGCGCACAGGAUGCACAAACAUACGCUUGUGGUGGUCGGCCACAUUGUGCGCCAGAGAGAGAAUUGUCCUCUCCGGAGUUGUUUUAAUUUCCUGUGAGCUUUGCUUAGCUGCAGGGUCCUAUAUAGCACAUGGCGAGGAUGAAUAGCCUACGUUAGAAAUUGACAAACUAAAGAUCGCGUAAUUAGCCAGGUAUACAGACGUCAGUCGAGACUUCUCAAAAUUGAACAAGUCGCAUAUACGCCGUCAGGCAGUGAAGGCAAAACCCCGCAUCAACUGUUGGCGCUCCAAUUGAUGAAGCGUAAUUCAGGACGUGCUUUUGAAAGUGAACGAGGAGUGCACCCUUUCAUCUGUACGCAGAUUUUGAACAGCCAGGCAAAUGCCUACUCCGCGAGUUUUAUUCAAAGAGCUCAACUCGUAGCCGAGUCUGUAAAGCUACCCACAGAUUGUGUUAUUUCGUGGCACAUGGAGCAUUACUCUAGCAGUGUCUGUGGUGUUUAUGUGUAGCCCGUUAACAGUUGAAAGAGUUAAGUGAUCAGAAUUCUCACAGCCACAGGGGCUUACACCGAGUAAGUUGACAGGAGAAGUUCAGUGAUCAGAAUCCUCUCAGCCACGAGUCAGCGGGAGGAGGAACUGUAGAACGCAGCAGCUGAGCGCGAGAGACAGUCACCACCACAUUUCUGACCUCAGAAUGACUGACCGGGGAGGUCGCUUUUACAAUGAAAUAAGUGUGGACGCUGAAACAACGAAGACAGCAACAUUCAAAAGUGGAGAUUUGAAGCGGAAAAGCCAAACUUGCCUAAACAAGCAUCGCGACAGACGUGUGAAUACAGUGGACAUUGUUCGAACAAAAAACGGCGGCAGCUCACAUCAGGCGGACUCUGGGAAAACCUGUAACGCCUCAAAUGCGAUGUCCCCGCAUCUCAGUUGCUCUGCCUCCACGGAUCGCUGUUUCAAUUUGGACAAUUAUGUUUCUCCAACUGAGAAGAGCCACAGAAAUGUGAACAAAAUGACUCUACGCAACGCAAGAAAUUCAUCAAAAAAUUGUAAACACCAUGGAAGGGGAAAGUUGUCAUUAGGAUCAUGGAGUUGGUGGGCGUUGUGCCUUUCCAUACACGUGUUGCAAGCAGCAGCUCAAGGUGACGUGGCACCGUACUUCAAAACGGAACCCGGCCCUACAGAGGUGCACCUGGAGGGGAACCGGCUGGUGCUGACCUGCCUGGCGGAGGGCAGCUGGCCACUGGAGUUCAAAUGGAUGCUCAACAACACAGACAUCACCUCUUUCACACCACAGUACAAGUACACCAUUCCAUCUCUGCAGCGUUCUGACGGGGGCUUCUACCAGUGUGUGGUGAGGAACAGGAUGGGGGCGCUACUGCAGAAGAGGGCUGAGAUACAGGUGGCAUACAUGGGCAGCUUCUUGGAGAGCGAGCAGCGGAAGACGGCGACGCAGGGCCGGGCGGCGGUGCUCAGCUCCCCGGCGGUCAGCUGCUAUCCCCGUCCGCAGGUCACCUGGUUCAGGGACGGCUACAAGAUUAUCCCCAGCAACCGAGUGGCCAUAACAGUGGAGAACCAGCUGGUGGUGUUGGCGGCGGCGGCGGCGGACUCGGGACGCUACUACGUCCAGGCGGUGAACGAGAAGAACGGAGAGAACAAGACCAGCCCAUCCAUUACCCUCACCGUGGCAGAUGCCGAUGCCCCAGCAGACCCGGUUGCUCCUGUCAUCGUGGUGCCUCCUCGCAACACUACGGUGGUGGCAGGGGUGAGCGAGGCCACUCUGGAGUGUGUGGCUAAUGCACGGCCAGUGGAUAAGUUGAGCAUCACCUGGAGGCGUAAUGGGGUGGAGGUGGCGAGUGGCGUGGGCUCCUUUGGGCGGCGACUGAACAUCAUCAACCCCACCUCGGCCGACGUCGGGCUGUACGUGUGCGAGGCUUCGCUCCUGGACAGCAGUGUCCGCUCGGCGGAGGCCAGGGCCUACCUCUCAAUCCUCGAGGUGCCGUACUUCACAGCGGAGCCUCAGAGGAAGGUCAUCGGCGAGGUGGAGAAGAGCGUGGAGAUCCAGUGUCAAGCUCGAGGGGUUCCGGCACCUAAAAUUGAAUGGUACAAGGAUUCGGUGCCGCUGAGCAAGCUGAACAACCCGCGCUACAAGGUCAUCAGCGGCGUCGGGCUGCAGGUGCGGAAGGUCCACUCCAGUGAUGCGGGCAUCUUCCAGUGCUUCGCCAGGAACAGCGCCGGGGAGAACCAAGUCCACACCUACCUGGACGUCACAAGCAUGGCUCCAGCGUUCCUCAGCCCCCCCACCAACGGCACAGUGACUGAGGGGGCCGCGGCCACCUUCUCCUGCCAGAUCUCCGGAGCGCCCAAGCCUGCCAUCACAUGGAGAAGAGAUGAUCAGAUCCUGGCCAGUGGCUCGGUGCAGAUCCCUCGUUUCACGCUGCUGGAGUCUGGCGGUCUGCAGAUCAGCCCCGUGGCUCUGCAGGACAGCGGACACUACACCUGCUACGCAGCCAACACCCAGGGGGCUAUCAACGCCUCCGCCAGCCUCACCGUAUGGAGUCGCACCUCCAUCUCGCUGCCGCCUACGGACCGGCGCGUCAUCAAGGGGACCACGGCCGUGCUGGAGUGUUCCGCCACCCACGACCCUCGCGUCCACGUCAGCUAUGUGUGGGUGAAGGACGGUGAGAUGGUGAGCCAGUCCAGAGGGGGGCGUAUUAGCCUGCAGGACGGCUCCCUGCUCAUCACCCAGACCUGGUCAGGGGACAUCGGGGACUACACCUGUGACGUCAUAUCCAACGCCGGCAACGACUCCAAGUCCGCCCGCCUGGAAGUCAUUGAGCUGCCGCACUCCCCGCGUAACCUGCUGGCCGGCCUGAACGCCACCGACAGCCGCAGCGUGGACCUGAGCUGGAUGAGGCCCUUCGACGGCAACAGCCCCCUGCUGCACUACGUGGUGGAGCUGUCAGAGAACAACUCCCCAUGGAAGGUGUACCUGCCUGAGGUGGACCCGUCCCUCACUGGCACUGUGGUGAAGGCCCUCACUCCCGCCCGCACCUACCAGUUCAGAGUCUGUGCUGUCAAUCAAGUGGGCAAAGGCCAGUACAGCACAGAAACCAACAGGCUGAUGCUGCCAGAGGAGCCCCCCAGUGCGCCCCCCAAGAACAUUGUGGCCAGCGGACGCACCAACCAGUCCAUCAUGGUGCAGUGGCAGCCUCCUCCAGAGCCCCAGCUCAACGGUGUCCUCAGGGGAUACGUGCUCAGGUAUCGGCUGGCGGGCCUCCCGGGGGAAUACCAGCACAAGAACAUCAGCAGCCCCGAGAUCAACUACUGCCUGGUGAGCGAGCUGAUCAUCUGGACCCAGUACGAGAUCCAGGUGGCGGCCUACACGGGUGCCGGGCUGGGAGUCUUCAGCCUGCCAGUGGCCGAGUACACCCUGCAGGGAGUCCCCACAGCGCCACCGCAGGGUGUGGAGGCCUCCGCUGUCAACUCCACCACCAUCAGGUUCACCUGGAAUCCCCCACCACAGCAGUUCAUCAACGGCAUCAACCAAGGCUAUAAGCUCAUGGCGUGGCCCGAGCACUCUCCGGAAGCCAUGGUGGUGGCCACCAUCACCCCGGACUACCACGGCACGCGCCACGUGGGCUACAUCACCGCCCUCCGCAAGUUCACCUGGUACCUGACCUCCGUGCUCUGCUUCACCACCCCGGGCAACGGACCUCGCAGCAUUCCCAGACUUGUGCAGACUCACGAGGAUGCCCCAGGCCCCGUGGGCCACUUGAGCUUCACUGAGAUCCUGGACACGUCCCUGCGCGUGAGCUGGGAGGAGCCUGUGGAGAAGAAUGGCAUUGUCACAGGUUACGUCAUCUCCUGGGAGGUGUCAGGGAGGAACACGUCUCGGGUGUCGCGCAGCGUGUCCAACAGCACGCUGGAGUACAAGGUGACGGGGCUGACGUCCCUCACCACCUACACGCUGGAGGUGGCGGCCACCACCGACGCCGGAGUGGGCACCGUCACCGCCUCCACCAUCUCCUCAGGGGUGCCACCAGAGCUUCCUGGGCCUCCGUCAAACCUGGUGAUCUCCAAAAUAAGCCCCCGCUCCGCCACCCUCAAGUUCAGAGCAGGGGAUGAUGGGAAGACCUCCAUCUCCAAGUGGAUCGUGGAAGGACAGGUGGGCAGCAUAGGUGAGGAGGAGGAGUGGAAGGUGAUGUACGAGAAGGAGAACGAGCCAGACGCACAGGUGCUGGAGGUGCCCGAUCUCACGCCCUUCACCUACUACAGGUUCCGUAUGCGUCAGGCCAACGUGGUGGGCCCUAGUGGGGAGAGUGCUCCGUCGCGCGUCAUCCAGACUCUGCAGGCCCCCCCUGACGUGGCCCCCGGCAGCAUCACCGUGCGCACCGCCAGCGAGACCAGCCUGUGGCUCCGGUGGAUGCCUCUGCCGGAGUCGGAGUACAAUGGCAACCCGGAGACGGUGGGCUACCGUGUGCGCUUCUGGCGUGCCGACCUGGAGGGGGAUGCCCGCUCGCAGCUGGUGAGCGACCGCAUGGCCCGGGAGCUGACCCUGGAGGGCCUGGAGGAGUGGACCGAGUACGCCCUGCAGAUCCAGGCCUACAACUCCAUCGGCCCGGGGCCCUGGAGCAAGAACAUCAAGGGACGCACCAGAGAGUCAGUGCCAUCUGGAUCGCCGGAGAAUGUGACCGCGGAGGCGGUGAGCUCCACCCGUAUCCUGGUUACCUGGAACCCCGUUCCCGAGCAGGAGCAGAACGGGAAUAUUCUGGGCUAUAAGGUGCUGUUUAAAGAGAAGGAUGCGGAGGCGGAGGCGCAGGUGCAGGUGGUGAAGGGGAACCUGACGCAGUCUGUGCUGCUGCGCGGCCUGAGGAAGUACGUGCAGUACCAGAUCCAGGUGCUGGCCUUCACGCGCAUCGGGGACGGACAGCUCAGCAGCCCGCCAGCGCUCGAGAGGACCAAAGACGACGUGCCAGGCCCUCCUGUUAGGCUGGUGUUUCCUGAGGUGCGUCUGACGGAGGUCAGGGUCAUAUGGCAGCCCCCGGUGGACCCCAACGGCAUCAUCAUGGGGUACCAAGUAGCUUAUCGACUGGACAGCGGCGACCCCAACCAGUUCACCACGGUGGAGGUGGGCCCAGACGCCCGACAGUUCACCGCCUCGCCCCUGCUCCCGGAGGCGGCCUACAUCUUCCGGGUCGGCGCCAAGACGGAGCAGGGCUGGGGCAACGCCGCUCAGGCCGUGGUCAUCACCACCGAGGUCAGAGAACGUCCCCAGCCCCCGGUACAGCUGAGUGUUCCCCAGUCGCAGGUGCAGUCUCGCCGGCUGCAGCUGGAAUGGGUGCCGGGCGGCGAUGGCUCGUCCCCCGUGCGCUACUUCACCCUGCAGACGCGCCAGCUGCCCGAUGGGGCCUGGACCACUCACUCCUCGGCCAUCGGACACAACGCCACCUCCUGGGACGUGGACCGGUUAAAACCCUACACCUCCUACAAGCUAAGGAUGAUGGCAACCAAUGACAUCGGUGACAGCAAGUACAGCAAGGAGACAGACGCAGUCACUACCUUACAAGACAUUCCAGACGAAGCCCCUGAAAUGCUGGCCGUGAAGCCGUCCACCACCACAUCAGUGCUGGUCCAGUGGCAGGCUCCCAAAGAGGAGAGUGUGAACGGUGUGCUGGUGGGCUACCGGCUGUACUACAGAGAGCUGCAGUGUGACAGCUCCCCACAGGAGCCAAAGAAGCCGGCUGUCAACGCCUCGUCACCGUCAGCGCACCCGCACCCGCAACCGCACCGCACCCAACUGGCAGCCAAAAGCACUGUGAAGACCGUGAGCAAUCCCGCGCUAACUGAAUUUGAGCUAACGCAGCUGCAGAAGUACAGGCGCUAUGAGAUCGAGAUGACGGCGUACAAUAUCAUCGGCGAGAGUCCGCCAAGCGCCCCUCUGGAGGUGUUUGUGGGCGAAGCAGCGCCCUCGGUGGCCCCCCAGAACAUCCGGGUGAACCCCCUCUCCUCCUCCCAGCUGGAGGUGCUAUGGGAACCGCCGCCUGUGGAGACCCAGAACGGUAUCAUCCAGGGCUACAAGAUUCAUUAUUGGGAGAUGGACAGCCAGAACGAGACGGAGAAGGUGAAGAUCCUGUUUCUGCCGGAGACGGCGGUGCGGCUGAAGAACCUGACUAGCUACACCUUCUACCAGGUCAAGCUGACGGCCUUCAACGCCGCCGGAGACGGCCCGCUCAGCGAGCCCCGCAAGGGACGCACGCUGCAAGCAGCUCCCAGUGCUCCGAGCUUCGUCUCCUUCUCCGAGGUGACCAGCAGCACCCUCAACGUGUCCUGGGGCUUCCCCGUGUCUCCCAACGGGGUGGUGGAGGGCUACAGGGUGGUCUACGAGCCCACUGCACCCAUCCACGGUGUCAGCAAGGUGGUGACGGUGGACAUCCGGGGCAGCUGGCAGCGAUGGCUGAAGGUGCGAGACCUGACGAAGGGGGUGACCUACUGCUUCCGCGUGCAGGCCAAGACCAUCAGCUACGGGCCCGAGGCCGAGGCCAACAUCACGGCGGGCCCCGUGGAAGGCUCCCCGGGUUCUCCAGUGGAGAUGUCUAUCACCAAGUCCACCUCCGCCCUCACGCUACACUGGUCGCCCGGGGACUCCGGCUCGGGGCAGCUCACCGGCUAUGUGGUGGAGGCACGGCCCUCGGAUGAGGGUCUGUGGGACACAUUUGUUCGGCACCUGCCCCCCAGCAGCACGUCCCAUGUCAUCAGUCUGGAGCGGCUCCGUCAGGGCGUCAGCUACCAGUUCCGCGUCCUGGCUGUCAACCACCAGGGCUACGGCGAACCCAGUGUGCCCUCUGCUGCCAUGUCAGCCCAACUGGAGACGCCCUUCUAUGAGGAGUGGUGGUUCCUGAUCAUCCUGGCCCUGAGUGGCCUGAUCCUGCUGCUUGUCGUGGUGUUCGGCCUGCUCUUCCACGGCCAGAGCAAGAGGUACAAGAGCUGCGGCACAGGUAAAACCGUGGAGGAAGCGGUCACCCUGGACAACGGGGGCUUCACAGCCCUGGAGCUGAACAGCAGGCCGGUGCACGUCAAGAGCACCUUCCUACGCAAGAACGGCACCAGGUCUCCCCCACGGCCAAACCCGGCGGGGCUGCGCUACUCAGACGAGGACAUCUGCAACAACUACAAUGGUGGCGUGGCGACCGAGAGCACGGCCCUCACAGAGAGGCCCGCGGAGGCUUCAGAGUCAGAGGCGUCGGACAGUGACUGCGAGGAGGAGCAGGUCAAGCACUCGUUCGUGAACCACUACAUGAGCGACCCGUCCUACUUCAACAGCUGGAAGCGGCAGCAGAAGGGCCUGAAGCAGUCUCUGGCCUGCACGUACGAGGAGUGCGCCAGCGGCGACACGGACUCCUACUACCAGACUGUGGUCACCCAGCACAGCGUGGGGGGCGUGUACACCCCCACGGGGCAGCCCGCCACCACCACCACCAACGCCACCGGCUCACGGACUCCCGUCACGGGCUUCUCCUCUUUUGUGUGAUGCGCAC